Miniopterus natalensis is the source of this 945-nucleotide messenger RNA. NCBI's taxonomy places the organism in Eukaryota, Metazoa, Chordata, Mammalia, Chiroptera, Miniopteridae. The record is from RefSeq and is a predicted model, not a curated record.
CUUGAAUUGGUACCUUUUCUGUCUUUUUAUUUUUGCAUAGGAACCUGGCUGCUGUAUCUGCCAUGUACCUGGAGCAUCAGUUUGGCAGCUGAACCAGGCUGUUUUCCAGACUGGUACAUGUUAUCCCUCUUUGGCACUGGAGCUGUUCUGAUGCGUGGAGCAGGCUGUACUAUUAAUGACAUGUGGGACCGGGAUUACGAUAAAAAGGUUACAAGAACAGCAAACCGCCCAAUAGCUGCUGGAGACAUUUCAACUUUUCAGUCCUUCGUUUUUCUUGGGGGACAGCUGACCCUGGCACUGGGUGUUCUUCUGUGUCUGAAUUACUACAGUAUAGCUCUUGGAGCAGCAUCCCUACUUCUUGUUAUCACCUACCCACUAAUGAAAAGGAUUACAUACUGGCCUCAAUUAGUCUUGGGGUUCACUUUUAAUUGGGGAGCGUUACUUGGAUGGUCUGCUGUCAAGGGCUCCUGUGAUCCAUCUGUUUGCCUACCUCUUUAUUUUUCUGGAAUUAUGUGGACUCUAAUAUAUGAUACUAUCUAUGCCCAUCAGGACAAGAGAGAUGAUGUGAUGAUUGGCGUUAAGUCUACGGCACUGAGGUUUCGUGAAAACACAAAGCAGUGGCUUAGUGGCUUCAGUUUAGCGAUGCUGGGGGCGCUAAGCCUGGUGGGAGUGAACACUGGUCAGACCACACCCUACUACGCUGCUCUGGCUGCUGUUGCAGCCCAUCUGACUCACCAGAUUUACACUCUAGACAUCCACAGACCUGAGGAUUGUUGGGAUAAAUUUGCCUCCAACCGAACAAUAGGACUAAUAGUUUUUUUAGGGAUUGUCCUCGGGAACUUGUGGAAAGAAAAGAAGACAGAUGAAACAAAGAAAAAUAUAGAUAGUAGAAUAGAAAAAUAGCAAAUUAAGUUUAUCUAGGAAUUUUUUUUUUUUUUAAAUAUA